AUGUGGAGGCAAGUUGUGCUCUACUUCAGGACUCACAGCUACCAUGCAGACAACUGUCAGGCAAAGGAGAAUCUCCAAAAAGAAGAUGAAGCAGAUAUUAAAGCUGCACAAUGGAUUUUCAAGCAACCCAUGGGAUCGGAGAGGACAGAGAUACGCAAACGGCAGAUGGCUGCGACCCCGGAGAGCCCAGGUGCUGCACAGGCUCAGCUCAGCACAGGAAAUCGAGGCUCCAAUGCCUGCUGCUUUUGUUGGUGCUGCUGCUGCAGCUGCUCAUGUCUUACUGUUAGAAAUCAAGAAGAAGAGAGAGCGAGGAGAACAUCUCAUGAACUCCAAGCAGAGGGUAUUCCAAACUGUGAGGAAAGCCCUGCUCCCACUCUCGAAGAAGUAAAUGCCUGGGCUCAAUCAUUUGACAAGUUGAUGCUUACCCCAGCUGGCAGAAAUGCUUUUCGCGAAUUUCUGCGAACAGAAUUCAGCGAGGAAAACAUGCUUUUCUGGAUGGCCUGCGAGGAACUAAAACAAGAAUCCAACAAAAGCGUCAUUGAAGAAAAAGCGCGACUAAUUUAUGAAGAUUAUAUUUCUAUCCUUUCUCCAAAGGAGGUCAGUCUGGACUCCAGAGUAAGAGAAGUUAUUAACCGAAAUAUGCUGGAACCCUCACAACACACCUUUGAUGAUGCACAGCUUCAAAUUUAUACCUUAAUGCACAGAGACUCUUACCCACGGUUUAUGAACUCUUCUAUUUAUAAGGACUUGCUUCAGUCCUUGUCCGAAAAAUCCAUUGAAGCAUAGAAUUUUUUCUUAAAUGUAUUUAUUUUAAAACAGACGGGACUCUGGGCUACAGAAAUCCACAGGGAAUUUAGAAUUAAUCAGAUAUUUACCUGAAAAUAACUCAGGCAAGUUUUACUACAGACUGAAUAAUUUAAAUCCGCACAAAGCUCUGACACAAUCAAGUAAGUACAGUUUCUGAUUAAAUUCAGUAUUACUUUGCAAAAGGAAAUGAAGAGAAAUGAAGAAGAAAUAUUGUUCCAAAAAUGCAGUAUUUUUUCAAACACAGCAGACAAUUCAGACACAAAGCUAUUACAACUUAUGUCUGAGGUACAAAUACCAACUGAGCACGAAACUAAAACUGAUUUUUAAGUGGAGUGUUAAGAAUUUUCUUGAAAAUCAAACCAGUUGCUCCAUCCACACUGUGACCAAAGUAAAAAUAUUACUGUCAAUACUGUGUUACUCUAGGCACUGCCAUCACACACCUGGCAUAGGUACACUCCACUUGUUUUGGUAUAUUUAAUGCAUACAUGAUGCACUCAUGGAAAUUGGCACGGCAGUCUCAAGUUUAUGAAAGUUACUGGUUGAAAUAAUGCUGCUUAUAAAAAGAAAUCUUUUGCUGAAGAAUUGUUAUUUUAGUAUUAGAAUCUGCUGAAAGCAUUAAGUUCCCUUUGUUGAUGUUCAUAAAGUUAAAUUAUUUAUUUCAGAGGAAGACAAGUCUGGGCAUUCAAAUUCCAAAAUAAAGCACAAGAAUUCUCACAUAUUUUUCUCUUCCCUCAGUAGAUGUUUGUAAAACCCUUCACUAUUUGUUCCCAAGACGUCAACAGUUUCAAUCAGCUUGGGUUUGUAAAUACAAAAUUCUCCCAUUCCCUGACAGAUCUUGUAAGGUUUCCAUUACA
Molecule: messenger RNA, 1661 nt
Organism: Haemorhous mexicanus (house finch)
Lineage: Eukaryota; Metazoa; Chordata; Aves; Passeriformes; Fringillidae
Gene: RGS20
Product: regulator of G protein signaling 20
Exons: 6
Coding region: 1-786 (261 amino acids)
Source: RefSeq, a predicted model, not a curated record